Messenger RNA from Prorocentrum cordatum, 2967 nucleotides. NCBI's taxonomy places the organism in Eukaryota, Dinophyceae, Prorocentrales, Prorocentraceae. The record is from the annotation of a GenBank genome assembly.
CGGCGUCCUCCUCCUCCUGCUCCUCCUCCUCCUCCUCCUUCUCCUUCUCUUUGGUUCCUCGCGUUCCUGGGUCCUCGUCGCCGCCGUCCUGCUCGGGCUCCUCACUCCCUCCUUCCCAUCGGCUCACCGUCGGCCUCGCCCUUCUGCCGAGCCUCGGCCUCUGGCCGAAUAAUGGCACACCCGAUACACUAAAAGGAUUCACUCGCUUGACGCCACUUAGCUUGACAUCAGAGCAUCCCGAUGGCUGGGCUUGCCGUUGGUGGCUACAUCCUCGCGCUUCUGCAGCUCCUGCCUGGCCCCGCAGUCGGCGUCCAGAAAGUCGACAGCGUCAUCGAGAAGAUCACCAAGGAGAAGUUUGACAUCGCCCACGAGAAGUUGACGAAGGAGAAAUUCGACAUCUCCCAGGAGAAGGUGACCAAGGAGAAGUACGAAAUUGCCCACGAGAAGCUGAUCAAGGAGAAAUAUGACAGGAAGGAAGGGAGGACUUCGGGGAGGACGACCAGGCUGACGAAGGAAGGGUUGCUCGAGCAGAGCGGAGAUAAAACCGACCUCGGCAAUAUGAACAGGGCGGGCGUCAUCCAUUACAAGCGCUCAACCUUUAAGAAGACCACGGGGCAGGGUGGCAAACUAUUCUGGCCUGAUUCUGUCAAUCGGGAAGGUCAGCUCUACUCUGGCGCGACAGACUUCACUGAGAACCUCUCCUGGGGUUGGCACCACCCGAGCGGAGUGUACAACACUAUCCCGGUCGGCAGCCCCCUCAUUGACGACGAUCGAAAUAUCUACCUCGGAGCCGAUGAUGCUAUCCGGAAGUUCGACGUCACCGGCAUCCUCAAGUGGAGCUACGCCCCCAGAGGGCAACUCGCAGCAGCACCCACACUGUGCAUCGCCACCAGCAGGCGCCAGGCGGCCGCUGAGAUCGACGACGAGAUGGAGGAGGACGAGCUGCGGCCAGACUGGGCUGUGGGCAACGAGUCGAUGCAGUCUUCCAAGUUCUUCAGAGAGUUCAAGGUCGGCGACCUCGUCAAGGUGAAGCCAGGCUCGAGCUACCGGGCGGACGGGAAGGAGCUCUACAAGGCAGGCGACCAGGGACUGAUCUCUGGCGUCGUCACGGGCGAGGAGGGCAGGGACAGGGCCGUCAUCCAGUGGACGCGCACCGGGCAUAAGAGCGUGGUGCAGCUCCGUGCCUUUAGCAACCGUUUUGUCCGGGUGGCGCCGAAGCAAACGGCGGCCACAUCGUCUUCCAUGCUCGUAGGGAGCACCACUGCCGGCUACGUGUUCGCACUCGACCUGGCAACUGGAGAUGAGCUGUGGGCAACCUGGGCCUCAAACGAGAUCGCUGGUGUCAAAGGGGCUGUGGCUUGCAAGGGCGGGAUCGUUGUGGUCGCAACCGAUCGCUGCACUGACCGCUACUGCUACAGGUACCGCAACCAGACCAAUCCUCUAACGCCGGGCAAUCAGGUGGUACGGGGCCUCAGUGCAGUUGACGGCAGUGCUGUCUGGGCGUAUCGGACAAUGGCGCCCGUGUGGAACAUGGUCCCGCUGUGGGGACCAGGCGACACCGUGAUGUUUCAGGACUGGGAGGGUAGGCUGUAUUCCCUGGAUUACUUGACUGGGGAGCUCCACUACAAGGUCGGUGGCGACAUCGGGACACACACCAACGCAGCUGCCGUAUACGACGCCAGUUGGAACAUGGUGUUCGCACUGGGCAUGGUGCACUACAACGUGAUGAACUAUCACAUGGAAGACGCACUCGGCAUCCCAACGGGUAAAUACUGCAAUCCCUACCCCGCACCUGGCAUUUUGAUUAAUUGCUGGACGUGGCCAGGUGGACGGGGGUUUGUCCGUGGCUACAAUGCCAGCUCUGGCAGGAACGCUUGGGAGCGGCUCACGCCAGAGCCUCCGGCUUCUGGCGCCGUCGGCAUGCUCAACGGCCACGGCUCCAUCGGCGUCGGCGCACACUCCCGCUUGGUGGUCACCAUGGCUUUCAAUUGCUGGGUCAACUCGCCCUCCCAGAUCUGGUCCCUGGAUCCGAACAACGGCGACGUUCGGUGGAUGAGGGACGGCCCGACGCUAUGGACCAACUUCUGUGCUGGCGACAAGGAGGGUGCCGACAUCCGCAGGGCCAUGGGCGGCCGCGCCGCGUGCAAGCCGAACAGUUGGUCCACACCGGUGAUCGAUUCGGCGGGCGACGUAUAUGUCGGCAAUCAGGUCGGCGUGCUGUCGAGGUACGGCGCGCCGAACGGGGGUGGGUCCAGGGACGUCCAGGUGCUCUCAACCUUGACAACUGGCGUGGCAUUCCAGGAUGCAGCCAUCGCAAUCGCCGAUGGGCUCAUGGCCGUGUCCACAUGCACUUCCCUCAUCGUCUUCCAGACCUACGCAGAUCAGCUCCCGAACGGGACCGGGUCAGUCUCGCACGCCGACUACACGCCGAGCGACGGAAUGGUCCACGGCGACGAGGCGAGCCACGAGAUCAGUGAGACUGCGCACGAUCACUGGGCCGAUCCUUUCAACGCCCGCUAGUCGGCAGGUCAUGACGAGGACGUGAGCCACGAAAUCAGUGAGGGUGCGCACGAUCAUCCAUGGGCUGGUGGGCCAGUGUCCCGUCUGGCUGGGUCAAUCCUCGGGACGUCUGGUAGGUGACCAGUCAUAGCGUCGCAUCUUCCGAAUUGGCGCAAGCCAGCUGCGUCAGUGGGUCACGUAUGACCAGGCGCGCCAUGGACAACAUCUCGGCCUGGCUAUGAGAAACGCUCCUUUUGAGUGAUGACCAUGACAUUGUGGGGUAGUGGAUCGAAACCCUGGGCAAGAGCGGGGGACCUGGCAGGCAUCCCUGCCAAAUCGCCAACGUGUCAUCGAAGACACGAGCGGCAAAUCACCAUCCCACCAUGGCUUUUCGUCAAUGCUUACGUGGCCAGGCGUUGGCCCAUUGAGCAUCUGGGGCCUUUUGACCACUUCCUUGGAGCGUCUCGC